Messenger RNA from Lepus europaeus (European hare), 3750 nucleotides. RefSeq names its product protocadherin 1 (gene PCDH1). Lineage: Eukaryota; Metazoa; Chordata; Mammalia; Lagomorpha; Leporidae. Gene Ontology annotation, cellular component: plasma membrane. Gene Ontology annotation, biological process: homophilic cell-cell adhesion. The record is from RefSeq and is a predicted model, not a curated record. Gene Ontology annotation, molecular function: calcium ion binding.
GCCGCAGCCCGGGCCGGGGCCGGCGGCCGCUCAUGGACAGCGGGGCCGGCGGCCGGUGCUGCCCCGAGGCGGCCCUCCCGAUACCAGAGCCUGUGAGGAUGCGGCCCCUGAGGCCCAGCCCGGGCCCUGGGGGGCGUCGGUUGCUGCUGCCCCCUUUGCUGCUGGCACUGCUGCUCCUGCUGGCUCCGUGCCCAGGCCACGCCACUCGAGUGGUUUACAAGGUACCAGAGGAACAGCCGCCCAACACCCUCAUCGGGAGCCUCGCAGCUGACUACGGCUUUCCAGACGUGGGUCACCUGUACAAGCUGGAGGUGGGUGCCCCCUACCUCCGAGUCGACGGCAAGACGGGGGACAUUUUCACCACCGAGACCUCCAUCGACCGCGAGGGCCUCCGGGAGUGCCAGAACCAGCUCCCCGGGGAGCCCUGCAUCCUGGAGUUCGAGGUGUCCAUCACGGACCUGGUGCAGAACGGCAGCCCCCGGCUGUUGGAGGGCCAGAUCGAGGUCCAGGACAUCAACGACAACACACCCAACUUCGCCUCACCGGUCAUCACGCUGGCCAUCCCCGAGAACACCAACAUCGGCUCGCUCUUCCCCAUCCCGCUGGCUUCAGACCGCGACGCCGGCCCCAAUGGUGUGGCGUCCUACGAGCUGCAGGCCGGGCCGGAGGCCCAGGAGCUCUUUGGGCUGCAGGUUGCGGAGGACCAGGAGGAGAAGCAGCCACAGCUCAUCGUGAUGGGCAACCUGGACCGUGAGCGCUGGGACUCCUAUGACCUCACCAUCAAGGUGCAGGAUGGCGGCAGCCCUCCCCGCGCCAGCAGCGCCCUGCUGCGGGUCACUGUGCUCGAUACCAACGACAACGCCCCCAAGUUUGAGCGGCCCACCUACGAGGCCGAGCUGUCUGAGAACAGCCCCAUAGGCCACUCGGUCAUCCAGGUGAAGGCCAAUGACUCGGACCAGGGUGCCAACGCCGAGAUCGACUACACGUUCCACCAGGCGCCCGAGAUCGUGAGGCGCCUCCUGCGACUGGACAGGAACACUGGCCUCAUCACCGUCCAGGGCCCUGUGGACCGCGAGGACCUGAGCACCCUGCGCUUCUCGGUGCUCGCCAAGGACCGAGGUGCCAACCCCAAGAGCGCCCGAGCACAGGUGGUGGUGACUGUCAAGGACAUGAACGACAAUGCUCCCACCAUCGAGAUCCGGGGCAUAGGGCUGGUGACCCAUCAGGAUGGGAUGGCCAACAUCUCGGAGGACGUGGCCGAAGAGACGGCCGUGGCCCUGGUGCAGGUGUCAGACCGAGACGAGGGGGAGAAUGCGGCUGUCACCUGUGUGGUCGCCGGUGACGUGCCCUUCCAGCUACGGCAGGCCAGCGAGACGGGCAGCGACAGCAAGAAGAAGUACUUCCUGCAGACCACCACCCCGCUGGACUACGAGAAGGUCAAAGACUACACCGUCGAGAUAGUGGCUGUGGACUCCGGCAACCCACCCCUCUCGAGCACCAACUCCCUCAAGGUGCAGGUGGUGGACGUCAAUGACAACGCACCCAUCUUCACCCAGAGCGUCACCGAAGUCGCCUUCCCGGAAAACAACAAGCCCGGCGAAGUGGUAGCCGAGGUCACGGCCAGUGACGCCGACUCGGGCUCUAACGCGGAGCUGGUCUAUUCUCUGGAACCGGAGCCGGCUGCCAAGGGCCUCUUCACCAUCUCACCUGACAACGGAGAGAUCCGGGUGAAGACUUCGCUUGACCGGGAACAGCGGGACAGCUACGAGUUGAAGGUGGUGGCGGCCGACCGGGGCAGCCCCAGCCUGCAGGGCACGGCCACUGUCCUUGUGAACGUGCUAGAUUGCAACGACAAUGACCCCAAGUUUAUGCUGAGCGGCUACAACUUCUCAGUGAUGGAGAACAUGCCGGCACUGAGCCCUGUGGGCAUGGUGACUGUCAUUGACGGGGACAAGGGGGAGAACGCCCGGGUGCAGCUCUCCGUGGAGCAGGACAAUGGGGACUUUGUGAUCCAGAACGGCACGGGCACCAUCCUCUCCAGCCUGAGCUUCGACCGGGAGCAGCAGAGCACCUACACCUUCCAGCUGAAGGCUGUGGAUGGCGGCGUGCCGCCCCGCUCAGCCUACGUGGGCGUCACCAUCAACGUGCUGGAUGAGAACGACAACGCGCCCUUCAUCACCGCCCCCUCCAACACCUCGCACCGGCUGCUCACUCCGCAGACGCGCCUUGGGGAGACGGUCAGCCAGGUGACGGCUGAGGACAUCGACUCCGGUGUCAAUGCCGAGCUGACCUACAGCAUCGCGGGGGGCAACCCUUACGGGCUCUUCCAGAUCGGGUCCCAUUCCGGUGCCAUUACCCUGGAGAAGGAGAUCGAGCGGCGCCACCACGGGCUGCACCGCCUGGUGGUGAAGGUCAGUGACCGCGGCAAGCCCCCACGCUAUGGCACGGCCUUGGUCCACCUUUACGUCAACGAGACCCUGGCCAACCGCACGCUGCUGGAGACCUUACUGGGCCACAGUCUGGACACGCCAUUGGAUAUCGACAUCGCUGGGGACCCGGAGUACGAGCGCUCCAAGCAGCGUGGCAACAUCCUCUUCGGUGUGGUGGCCGGGGUCGUGGCCGUGGCCUUGCUCAUUGCCCUGGCGGUGCUCGUGCGCUACUGCCGGCAGCGGGAGGCCAAGAGCGGCUACCAGGCUGGAAAGAAGGAGACCAAGGACCUGUAUGCCCCCAAGCCCAGCGGCAAAGCCUCCAAGGGCAACAAAAGCAAAGGCAAGAAGAGCAAGUCCCCGAAGCCUGUGAAGCCGGUAGAGGAUGAAGACGAGGCCGGGCUGCAGAAGUCCCUCAAGUUCAACCUGAUGAGUGACGCCCCUGGGGACAGCCCCCGCAUCCACCUUCCCCUAAACUACCCGCCAGGCAGCCCCGACCUGGGCCGUCACUACCGCUCCAAUUCUCCACUGCCUUCCAUCCAGCUGCAGCCCCAGUCACCCUCGGCCUCCAAGAAGCACCAGGUGGUGCAGGACCUGCCGCCUGCAAACACGUUCGUGGGCACCGGGGACACCACGUCCACGGGCUCCGAGCAGUACUCCAACUACAGCUACCGCACCAACCCCCCCAAAUACCCCAGCAAGCAGUUACCUCACCGCCGAGUCACCUUCUCAGCCACCAGCCAGGCCCAGGAGCUGCAGGACCCAUCCCAGCACAGUUACUACGACAGUGGCCUGGAGGAGUCGGAGACGCCAUCCAGCAAGUCAUCCUCAGGGCCCCGCCUCGGCCCCUUGGCCCUGCCCGAGGACCACUACGAGCGCACCACCCCCGACGGCAGCAUAGGGGAGAUGGAGCACCCUGAGAACGACCUCCGUCCUUUGCCUGAUGUUGCCAUGACGGGCACGUGUACUCGGGAGUGCAGUGAGUUUGGCCAUUCCGACACGUGCUGGAUGCCCGGCCAGUCGUCUCCCAGCCGCCGGACCAAGAGCAGCGCCCUCAAACUCUCCACCUUCGUGCCUUACCAGGACCGAGGGGGGCAGGAGCCUGCGGGCGCCGGCAGCCAGCCCCCGGAAGACCGGAACACCAAAACGGCCCCCGUGCGCCUGCUGCCCUCCUACAGUGCCUUCUCCCACAGUAGCCAUGAUUCCUGCAAGGACUCGGCCGCCUUGGAGGAAAUCCCCCUGACCCAAACCUCGGACUUCCCGCCCGCAGCCACGCCGGCAUCCGCCCCGACGGCCAAGCGCGAGAUCUACCUGUGAGCCCCCC